UUUUUCCUUUUUUCUUCCAAAGUGGGGGCUCAGCUGGGGUGGCGAGGGCGGCCGCUGGAGGCGCGAGGGCCUGCCCCCCGGGGAGGGCGGCGUGUGCGCGCCCCGGCGCCCGACGCACAUCUGGGCCGGCCGGUGCUCCGGCGGGCUGCGAGCUCUAACACCUGCGGCCGGGCGGGGACAGCGGGGAGCUGCGCGCUCUUGGCGCUGCCGAUGCGCCGGGCCGGAGGGUGAGGCCGCGCGGCGGGGCUGGGACUCAGUUGCCACCUCCAGAUCGGGCCCGGGGCUGCAAGGGGGUCGCCGCGAUGCCAGGCGAAAAUAUCUUCCUGUUUGUGCCUAACCUCAUCGGUUAUGCCCGGAUUGUCUUUGCCAUCGUUUCUUUCUACUUCAUGCCCUGUUGCCCCCUCACGGCCUCCUCCUUCUACUUGCUCAGCGGACUUCUGGACGCUUUCGAUGGACACGCUGCUCGAGCCCUUAAUCAAGGGACCCGGUUUGGGGCCAUGCUGGACAUGCUGACGGACCGCUGCUCCACCAUGUGUCUGCUGGUCAACCUGGCCCUGCUGUACCCACGGGCCACCCUUCUCUUCCAGCUCAGCAUGAGCUUGGAUGUGGCCAGCCACUGGCUGCACCUCCACAGUUCUGUGGUCCGAGGCAGUGAGAGUCACAAGAUGAUCGACCUGUCUGGAAAUCCUGUGCUUCGCAUCUACUACACCUCCAGGCCCGCUCUGUUUACCCUGUGUGCUGGAAACGAGCUCUUCUACUGUCUCCUCUACCUGUUCAAUUUCUCCGAGGGACCUUUAGUUGGCUCUGUGGGUCUUUUCCGAGUGGGCCUCUGGGUCACUGCCCCUAUCGCGGUGCUCAAGUCUCUCAUCAGUGUCGUCCACCUGAUCACAGCCGCCCGCAACAUGGCUGCCCUGGACGCCGCGGACCGUGCCAGGAAGAAGUGACCCCGGAACCUCCAGCCCCUGGCUGCCCACCUGCCCUGGGAGUCUCGCUGUGCCACGCGGCUCCCCCUCUCACUCCCGCGAGGUCCCAGGCUCACGUCUUCCUAAUGUGUUGUCCGGCCUGCUGGGAAGGGCGUCGGCCUCCUUGGUGAUGCCAUGUUCUCUGAAAUCCUGAGGACCAGUCCCACCAGUAGGAUUCCCCAGGACCUGGACUUCAAAUCAGGAAGGAUGCUCAGGAGGCCCCGCCCAUACGGGCAGUGCUCCUAGGGCACCAAGAGACCUGUCUGAGGACCGGGCAUUGUCGCACCUGCUGGCUCAGCUCUGGGGUCUGGCUUGGCCUGAGGCUUCAGAGACACCUGAAUGAGGGAGAUGGGGUAGGGGCCGGGUUUCUCGACAGGCGGGGAGUCAGGCCUGUGCCCCUGGCCAGAGGAAGCCUGCGGUCCCACGGCCAAGGGAGAAGGAGCCGAGUAGAUCCUUUCCCAUCCCAGCCUCCUGUGUCUGGUCUAUCCCAGCUCUGAAAACCUCUGUAAUAAAGGGGGAGGGGGACGUCACUCUCCAGGAUUUGGUUUCCUUUGAGAUACAGUUGGACCAAGGCUUGGGUUGAGGGGAGCUUGGGGAAAAAGAAGAUUCAUCUGGAUGCUUUCCCCUAGUUGCUUACUGUCUGGCUCUGUCCUGUCGUUCCACAGUGACCUCAGACAGAGGCCCUCCCUGCCACCCAAGCUCGUACCCUGUCUCUGCCUAGUUUCUUGAUGACCUCGUCACUGGCUGUCUCCAUUUAUUUGUAUACCUCAUAUUUUCUAUCCCCACCAGAAUGUAAACUCCCUGAGGGCACAGACUUUUCUUGUUCUUCCUCUGUCCCCACAAUGAAGAUUAACCUGAACCUGGCAGAUCAUAGCCACUUAAUAAAUAUUCACGAACAGAUCA
Messenger RNA from Felis catus (domestic cat), 1865 nucleotides. It is a transcript of the gene CDIPT, whose product is annotated as CDP-diacylglycerol--inositol 3-phosphatidyltransferase. The transcript is spliced from 6 exons. Lineage: Eukaryota; Metazoa; Chordata; Mammalia; Carnivora; Felidae. Bases 303 to 944 code for a protein of 213 amino acids. Gene Ontology annotation, biological process: phosphatidylinositol biosynthetic process. Gene Ontology annotation, molecular function: CDP-diacylglycerol-inositol 3-phosphatidyltransferase activity. The record is from RefSeq and is a predicted model, not a curated record. Gene Ontology annotation, cellular component: Golgi apparatus; membrane.